Molecule: messenger RNA, 777 nt
Organism: Haemonchus placei
Lineage: Eukaryota; Metazoa; Nematoda; Chromadorea; Rhabditida; Trichostrongylidae
Source: the annotation of a GenBank genome assembly
UUGCUGAAAAUCUACGAAAAAGAGGGCUACUUGACCAUCCAACCAUGGCUUCGAGUCACUUUACUAACAAUUGAUGAAAGGCAAUUCAAUCCAAACAUCAAUAUUGAAUUUCGAAAUCAAGCUGCAGCUCAGACCGAUUGUUUACUCCAGUAUAAAGAAUCUGCCUCAUUUAUUGCUUUUGUGGAUCUUGACGACGUACUGAUUCCAAGGUUGGCAGCAAACUACUUGGACGAGUUUGCACACCUGUUCCACUCGAUGCCGAAUGUCGCUUAUAUUCACUACAUGAAGGAGAAUACUAAACUAGAAGCCGGUAAGGAUCCUACCAAGUUCUCACUGAAACGGAUGCUGUCCACCAUCAAAUUCCAGCAAGUCAGUGAGACAGGAAAAAUGGUUGCCAAUCCGCUUUACCUGAAUCACACUUGGAUACAUCACCCACAUCGUAUCAAAGAUGGAACGGACAGGUUAGUCAGUCGAUGGCGGUUUUGUUAUCUCAGGAUGUCCAGAAAACCCGAAGUUGCUCGCAUAUUUCCUUCUCUCCCGACGAACUUCAUCUACCUGAAAACGAUCGCUCAAUGUUAUGAGGACACCUACUACAAAUUCCAUUAUUCAGGAAAUGUCAAGCAACUAAAAUGUCCUGGACCGGACCGUUGUUUUCCUCGCCGUAUUCCAUGCUACAAUUCGAUGGCAAAGUUCCAUUCUACGACCGGUGGAUACUAUUUUAAUUUUCAUUACGCGACGAAGGAAUCGUUUCGGGAAGAGAAUGGUUGCUUGCCCUAA